This is a messenger RNA of Nannizzia gypsea CBS 118893, 1131 nucleotides long. RefSeq lists its product as hypothetical. Bases 1 to 1131 code for a protein of 376 amino acids. The transcript is spliced from 2 exons. Lineage: Eukaryota; Fungi; Ascomycota; Eurotiomycetes; Onygenales; Arthrodermataceae. The record is from RefSeq and is a predicted model, not a curated record.
AUGAUGUCUUCCUCGCACCUCAUCGGUGCAGUCGUCCGCAGAGGCCUGGAGACUGCUCCCCAUCAUCUGGCAAAGCGAGUAGAUGUCGGCCGUAUGGUCUUCACUUGGGAAUUUGCUGCUUUUGCCGUAGUCACUGUACUCUGCGUCGCCGGUAUUAUCGCGAUCCAAUAUACCUACGGUCUAGUUGUGACCACGCUGACCAUCGUCGAGGAUCCUAACCCCGAGACAGCUGCACCUCUGCCCAGCUACAGCGAUGCGGUGGAAGACGCCACUAUCGAUAAGAAGCAGCAGCAGCAGACCUUCGGCCAGACUGAGAUUGAGGCGCUUCCCACGAGCUAUAAGCCCAUCACUAGCGGGCUCCGUUCAACAAUCAAGCAUCUUCGUUCUCGUGCUGGCCCCCGGGCUGGAUUACGCGGUUUUUCUUACUUUUCGGCCCUGAGUCUUGUCCGCGGUAUACUGACUGGCCUGGUGGGUUUCAUGGGAGGCCUUGCUCCAGUGGUUGCGGAUGUUGCUGUUUCGACCAUGAUUCUCGCCUGGAUCCACGCUGUUAUCUCUGCACCCAGCUCCAAGACCUGGUACCAACGCUUCCCGCCAAUCCGUAACAACUGGAUCAAGAUGGCACCGGCCGUUUUCCUGUCGACAGCAGCCUCUUACCUGAGCUUCCACAUUCCGGUUGCCAUUGGAGUGGCACUCGGUGGCUUCCGUUAUGAUGGGCACAACAUGUAUUCUCUGACUGAGCCCCGUCCCAUCUACCUUCUGCAUGCCGGGGGUGCUGUGAUCCUGUCACUGGUUCUGAGCCUGGCCCUUGAAAUUCCUGCCUUCGUGAUCAUGGUUCGGGUUGCAGCCUCUCUGUUGCCUGCCGACGAUGAGACCAUCGUCCCCUUCGACCGAACCUUUAACGGCAAAGUGACCUCCAUGAACGCUGAUGGAGCUGGCUAUGUCGGUAUUCUUGAUGCCUGGAAGACCUUCAGCUGGGCCUCCUACCGCCGUCUGAUCAUGGCUCUAGUCAAGGUUACCGGUCUGAUCGUAGCCGCAUGUCUGGUUUAUGGUAUCGUUGUUGGCAUUGCUUUCGCCAUUUUCGCGUCUGAUGGGUCCAAGGCCUUCCUCGCUUCCAUGGGCUAUGCAGUCUGA